Phalacrocorax carbo (great cormorant) is the source of this 6516-nucleotide messenger RNA. Lineage: Eukaryota; Metazoa; Chordata; Aves; Suliformes; Phalacrocoracidae. The record is from RefSeq and is a predicted model, not a curated record.
CCUCCGCCCCGCCCCUCCGCCCCGCCCUGCCCGGCCGGUGCCUGUUGCCGCCUGUGCCGGCGGCGGGCGGUCCCCCAUGGCGGCGCCGAGGCGGUGACUGGCGGAUGGUUUGCGGGUGAUACGUGUGCAAGUGCCUCAAGUUUCUCCUACAAGAUGUGUUCCACAAAUCCAGCAAAUUGGGUCACCUUUGAUGAUGAGCCACUCUUCCAGUCACCUCAGAAAUCAGUUGAUAAUCAGAGUAGUUGUAAAGCAAACGGCCUUAAAUUGAAUCUGUGUAGUGUGCAUGAGUCUUCAAGUAGAUCAUCUUCUACAGGCAGCACUCCACUCUCCUCUCCUGUAGUUGACUUCUACCUAAGUCCUGGACCCCCCAGCAACUCUCCACUUACUACACCUACCAGAGACUACCCAGGAAGUCCGUGCAUCCCAAAGCCUGGGAUGCACAUGCUUUAUCCCAUCCCUGAAUGGCCAUCAAAUGUUAACCUUCUUCCAUCACCUGGGAUUUGCUCAUCCCUAACCUCGCAGAAACUGGGCAGCCUUCCUUUGAACACCUCGCCUAAUGACCAUCCAGUUAAGACUUUGGUCUCCAAAUCAACUGAUGAAGGAAGCCUUAAUCCUCCAGGAAGCUGUGAGGAGCUAGAAGACUUGUCGUCAGUACCAGGGCAUUUCCCGUACUUCCAGAGCAACUGUGCUUUUUCCAGUCCCUUUUGGAAGGAAGGAAGCUCAGUCAGUGCGUUGCCAGCUAAUAUUAGCAUGCACAGGAAGGACAAAGCACUUGACAGGAGUGUUUGUCAUCCUAAAGACAAAGAAACUUGCCACGAUCAGAAAAGCCUUAACCAGGGCUCCUUCAGCUACAUCUGCGAGAGGCUUGAACACCUGCAAGCUGAUAGCUGUGAUGCCACCAGAAGCCUGCCUGCCUCCAGCGCUCACACGUGGCACAAGAUCUCCCCCGGCAUCCCACGCAGCCUCUUCAGGAGCCAGAAAGCGGAUGGGUGGCCAUUCAUGCUGAGGAUUCCUGAAAAGAAGAACAUGAUGUCGUCUCGGCAAUGGGGCCCUAUUUACCUUAGUGUCCAAGCAGGAGGUGUGCUGCAGUUGUAUUAUGAAAAGGGCCUGGAGAAACCUUUCAGGGAGUUCCAGCUGCAGCCACACUGUAAGCUGUCCGAACCCAAAUUAGAGAGCUAUAAUGUCUCAGGAAAAAUCCAUACCGUGAAGAUCGAGUGCGUGUCUUACACAGAGAAAAGGAGGUAUCAUCCCAAAGUAGAAGUGAUCCAUGAGCCGGAGGUUGAGCAGAUGUUAAAGCUGGGCACCACAGAUUAUAACGACUUCACCGAUUUCCUUGUAACAGUCGAGGAAGAGCUUAUGAAACUGCCUAUCAUUUCUAGACAAAGGAGGAAUUAUGAAGAACAAGAAAUGACACUGGAAAUAGUGGAUAACUUCUGGGGGAAAGUCACUAAGACAGAAGGAAAACUCGUAGAAAGUGCUGUCAUCACACACAUUUACUGCUUGUGUUUUGUGAACGGAAGUGCCGACUGCUUUCUAACCCUGAAUGACCUGGAGCUUCAGAAGAGGGAUGAGCGUUACUUUGAGAAGGAGGAGGAGAAGAAAUGGAUUAAUAUUCUCGACUGCCAUUUCCAUAACUGUGUCAAAGCGCAGGAAUUCGAGCAAUCACGAAUUAUUAAGUUUAUGCCCCUGGAUGCCUGUAGGCUGGAGCUGAUGCGUUUCAGGACAUGGUAUAAUGGGCAAGAACUUCCCUUUUCUGUGAAGGCUGCAGUAGUGGUUCAGGGGGCAUAUGUUGAACUUCAGGCUUUUAUAAACAUGUCUUCAACUGCUCAGAUCCCAACGCGUUUACCCUCUGUGAAAUACUGUGAAAAUGUUAUGAUACACUUUCCCGUUCCCACGCAGUGGGUCAAAGCACUUUGGACCAUGAAUCUCCAAAGGCAGAAGUCCCUAAAAGCAAAAAUGAAUAGGAGAACGUGCCUUGGCGCUUUACACGAGAUUGAAUCUGAUCCCGUAAUACAAGUCUCAGUUGGAACAGCAAAAUACGAGAGUGCCUACCGAGCUGUUGUGUGGAAGAUAGACAGGCUUCCAGAUAAAAACUCAAGUUCAGAUCAUCCACACAGCCUGUCUUACAAACUGGAACUCGGAUCAGACCAGGAAAUCCCGUCUGACUGGUAUCCAUUUGCUACUGUCCAGUUUGUCGUUCAUGAUACCUGUGCCUCAGGAACAGAAGUCAAGUCACUGGGCGUAGAGAGCGAUGUGCAGCCCCAGAAACAUGUGGUUCAGAAAGCUUUUUACAAUUGCCAGGUUGAAAUUGAAAAGAAGUGGAUUAGGCUUGAUGGAGAAGACCCAGAUAAGGCUGGCAACUGCCUAAUGCAGUAAAAACGGAUAGGAGGUACCGUCACAGGAUAUUAGUAGGAAUCAAUUUAUGCAGGAAAUUCUAUUGUUAGAAGAAGCGCAGUGACCUAGUUUAGGAUCAUCACGGUCAUUGGAUUUUUCUUUUUUUUUUUUUUUUUUUUUACUGCUUUUGGGUUUGAUUCUGCAAAUCAGUACUGAUUUGACUGGCCUGUGUUCAAGUAAACUUCCUGUCCUGGGAGUAGUGGCAUGAGCAGGGUCUCCUUGUAAAGAGUUGCAGGAUGUGAGCACUUAAUUGACUGAUUGUAAUGUAUUAUUUUCCUGUUGCAUAUCUGUGACUUGGGAAUGAUCUCAUACUCCAUAUUGAAACCUAAUGGCACUACUGAAAGAGUUCAUGUCACUUGGACAUAAAAUAUUCAGCAAUAAAAACUGCCAGAGUGCUUACGUGCAGACCAGCAUCUGUGUAAGGUCCAGCAGGAGGAAUUUAGUGGUGUGUGAAAACCAAAGUCCCCCAUGUUUCUGCUCCCCUCAAUAUAUGUGAACAGAACAAGCCAUAAUAUUAUUCUCAACAAGAGCCUCAAUUAAUGAGCAGGAAACUGGGUGAUUUCAUCGGUAAAAUGGGAAAAGUUCCUCCGCAAUAAUAUUCUUUAUUUUUCUGUGGCUGUGAGCAUUUCCUCCCCAGCACUUUAUAGGUUUAUUCAAAGUAAUCUCUUGGGCAAGAAACCAUAUGGCAGAUGUGACUGAACUUUCUGUGCCAGCAUUAGACAAACCUUUUUCACUACUGCAGCGAGACAAGGGGCGGAUCCUCAGCAAGCAUAAAUCGGUCCAGGCCCAUUUCAUCUGAUGAAGCUUUGAGAAUUUACACCAGCAGAGGGUUUUCCCCACAAACUGAAGAAAUAGCAGGUUGCUGCCAUUUGCCGUGGGUCUCCUUUAGGAUGCAAGUUCCAGAUACUGGUUUGAAAACCGCAGGAUCUGUUGUUUUGAGUAACUUUUAAGACAGAGAGCAUGUCUUUCCGUGUACACAGAGCGCGCUGUUUUCAUGCUGCUAGCUCUAGAGGUGUUUUCUGUGGGGAAGCAAUGCAGGAAUGGACUAUUGCAAGAGAAGUGAAGCUGUGAUGCUUCAGCAGGCAGCUUGAGCUACUAACCCUGUAUCAAUGUGGUAACUGUGUUUUGAACAAAUUAUUGGCAUCUAGGGAAAAGGUUUAAUGCUUCCCCUCAGCAUUAAACCCCCUUUGUAAUUUUCUGCUGUAAUGGCUGUAAUUCCAGGUCUGAAAAAAUCUGAUAAAUUAAAAAAAUGCUUUCCCCCCCUCCCCUUGCUGCAGUUUUCCUAAAAUUAUCCUUACUUCAAACUGAAAUUAGUGGAGAACAAAAAUAUAGUAAUGCACUAAGUCUCACUUUAUAUUUUGUCUCAGCUUGUAACUGUUUAUAUGAACACUGUGUAGAAAUACAGAUAAAUGUUAUUCCCCAAAAGCAGAAAUAUAUGGGAUAUGCACUGAGAAAAUUACCAGUCUGAGGAAACAGAAGGCCAUAAUAUGAACCUAGUUCAUCACAAUAAACUUUUCCCCCCAUUUGGAAGCCGAGAAUGAAAUGGGUAAUAGAUUCUAUAGUAAGUCCUGAGGGCAGGUUUUUUAUGGGUUUGCAUUGCCAAAGCCCCAAAUAGACUAUUAUGGUUUUUUGGCUUCUCUAUAUAUCCCUUUUUUAUUAGCAGAUUAUAUAAUUAUAAAUCUAAGCAACCUUUUGAGUGUAGUAGUGAUGCAAAUAUGUCUCAGCUGUUGCAUCCUCCAUCCGUGUUUUUGACUUGAGAAACCAUUAGCACCUUCAAGUCAUGUUUGGUUUGGUUUAUUAAUGUUUAAUUUUGUUUUAUAUACUUCUCAGCUGCACUAAGGGGUACAGUGUGUGCUAGGGCAAAGUGUUUUACUUGGCAUCACAGCGGAGCUUGGCAGUUCACUGAAGACCAUGGUUAUACUAGAGCUACAGUAUCUAUUAACCUCCUUGCUCAGUAAAGUAGAGGAAGCAACAUACAUGUUGCAGAUACCUGCACUAACCUUUCUCUGAGGCUGACUUGUUUUGAUUGGCAUUAAUACAGCUAAUUCAAUAAAUCCAAAGCCUGUCUUGUCCAGCUGGCCUCUAUUUUUCCUGUUUUUAAGAAGGAGGGACAGCCAGGCUGUUCUGGGAUUCUUUCACCUUAGGAUCCCCAUUUGCAGCACUCAUCUCCUGGGCGUUCGGUACCUGGUGGUGUUAUGGGUCCUGCAGAAGGAACAGCUGCUUUUCUUGUCGGGUGUCUGCUGUAUCUCAGGAUGUGUUUAAGAAGCCCAUGUAGUGCUGACCCAAGAUAACUCAUGCUAUUAUUUUGAAUGGCCUAAGUGAUGAACAGCCACAUUACAAGUCAUCUUUCCUGCUUGUGAGUCUGUGUUAUAUCUGGUAUGGUGCAAAUGAUCAUUCAGCCUUACUGAACUCGUUAACAUAAAAAGGUCAAGCUACAGCUUUAUCUAUGUUGCAGACUCUUGGAUUUCCAUCUGAGGCUUGCAAGACUUGCCAUUAACUUUAAUCAGAAUCGGAUCAGGAUCACAGGGAAUUCAUUCCACAGAAAUAUUGCCACACUGAAAGAAAGUUACUUUGUUUAAUGCAUGGCUUUCCGUUUAAACCUGACAAUGAGUGCAGCCUAAGGCUGAAUAAUUACCCCAAUGUUUGUAUGCUUUUCUGUCAGAAUAUUUAAAAAUAGUUUCCAGUUUAAUGAAAGAAAAUUUGAGUUGUCUGACACUUUUUUUUUUCCCCAUCGUUUUCUAACUUCCUAUUCUACUGCGACAUGCCAAAGCCAAAACACCCUGGCUUCUGCUUUCUAAUAUUUCUUCUGUGUUGUCUGAUGUCCUUUGAGGAUAACCUACCGAGUAAAUAUUUUCAAUGUCUAAGACUCAUUUGCUAACAUUUUUCUAUGAAGGUUACAGCAAGUGAUAGCGAGUAAGCAUACUGGUUUUGAUUCUUUAGAAACCUGGGCUUUAAGUAGUCAAACUAUAUUUUGGGAGGGGAAGGGAGACGAGGAACAGUUGCUAUAAGCUGUUGUGAUGCUCAGAGUCCAGCUAGCAGAAGGAUUUGAGCUUUAAAUAACCCAUGAGGUGCAUUGGCAUCAUGCAAGGAACCAGGCUUCACACAUAUUUGAUCUCUGCUUGCCCACAGCUAGCGCCUGCAGUCACUGAAAUGCUUCCAACUGUUUGGGUCACUUAAGAUGCUGACACUUUGCUAACAUUUACUACAGGGCAGCAUUGAGAUAUUGUCUGUGUUUCCUUCACAACGGACCAGCAGGGUUUGGGAUAUUUUAUAUUUUAAACAGAAAUCAAUGAGAACAGCUAUUUUUAUAGUGUGUUUGCCUUAUGUACAAAGUGUCGUAUUUGCUGAAACUGACAAACCUUAUCUUUGCAUUCAUCUUUCUCAUACUAAUUGUAUUACUGUAGGUAAAUGGUACUUGAUGUAAUUUUGGAUUCAAACACCCAUUGAAGUCAAUGGAAGUCUUUUAACUGACAAAAUGGGAUCUGCAUCAAAGUCCCUAAGAUUAAAGGAGAGGCAAAAAAAAAAAAAAAAGAAGAAAGGAAUAGUGGUAAUGGGCAGGAAAAAAAUACCACUAUAGAAGAUUCUUUAUGCUAGUAAGUAAGCAAACUGCAAUGCUUGCUUAUUCCAACCAGAAAAGAGCACAAAUGAAGGGAAAAGAGGUGUUAUCGGGUAUCAAAGGUGAAGCUUUGCAGUGAUUGGGAAAAAUGGUCCGGCUGCCCCUGUGUAGCAGCUCUUGAGAACUGAGGAUGAUGGUGCACUCCAUUGAAAAUAACGCCAAGCGGCUCUCACCCUUAUGCUCCUUGCUUUUUUUUUUUUCCUCCAGAUUCUGUAUUAAUUGUCCAAAGGUACUUUACAUCUGAAAAUGUGUUUUCACAUGUUGCUUUUAGUUGCAUUUAUUUUACUUGAUGGACUUCUUAGCCAUAGUGACUAACUGCUGCAGUUAGUAGUUCUUAGCUAUAAUUUUGAUAACUCUAAAGCAGUGUUGUUAUUCUCAAUGGAAAAUAUAAUUCUGUUUGGGUCUUUUGUCAGUAUAAGUAUAAACAGAUCAUGCUGAUAAUCUUGUAAGAACAUUUUGUAGAUUGCGUAUUGAUUAAAAAAAUAAAGUUGUAUUUCAAACUACCA